Medicago truncatula (barrel medic) is the source of this 1149-nucleotide messenger RNA. RefSeq lists its product as uncharacterized. The transcript has a single exon. Bases 1 to 1149 code for a protein of 382 amino acids. NCBI's taxonomy places the organism in Eukaryota, Viridiplantae, Streptophyta, Magnoliopsida, Fabales, Fabaceae. The record is from RefSeq and is a predicted model, not a curated record.
AUGAAAGACUUGAUCAGAAAGCACAAUCCAACUUUUUACGAGACUCACAUUCCUUUCAGCAGACUAUCCCCAUUUUGGACUAUUAAUGGCUAUACCCCAGUUCAUAUUAUAGAAGCUAAUGGUCACUCUGGAGGAAUUUGGCUUCUUAAACAUUCAGCAUCAAAUAUUACCUCAACUGUUCUUGACUUUAGCAAUUUCUCCAUAACCUUCUCCAUCAAUCGCAACAAUGCCACCACUACUUGCACUUGCAUCUACGCAAGCCCUAACCCUGCCUUGCGCCCACAUCUCUGGACCUACCUCUUUAACAUUAACCAAAACAUUGACGCUCCGUGGAUGAUCAUAGGUGAUUUUAAUGAAACACUUCUCCCUGGUGACCAAAGGGGAGGCAUUUUCCAUCACAACCGUGCUUCCCUUUUCUCCAAUUUCAUGAAUAAUUGCAACCUCCUAGAUCUAACAACAACUGGUGGUUGUUUUACUUGGCACAGAAACAACAACGGUAUCCAUACCCUUUCUAAGAAACUUGAUCGUGGCCUUGCCAAUGUUGACUGGCGUAUAUCCUUCCUUGAAGCUUUCGUUGAGGUCCUAUGUCGUCUACAUUCUGAUCACAAUCCCCUCCUUCUCCGCUUUGGUGGCCUCCCUUUAGCUAGAGGGCUUAGACCUUUUCGUUUUGAAGCAGCAUGGAUCGACCAUAGUGACUACGCUGAAGUUGUUAGAAGCUCUUGGAAUUCCACCAACCACAACACAACCGCAUCUUUGAAUUCUGUCAGACAAAACUCCAUCACCUUCAAUCAAGAAAUCUUCGGAAACAUUUUUCAAAGAAAAAGACGUGUGGAAAGUCGCCUAAAGGGAGUUCAAAACUACUUGGAAAGGGUUGAUUCAUACUGUCACACCCUCCUUGAAAAAGAACUUCAGCAAGAAUACAACCAUAUCCUCUUCCAAGAAGAAAUGCUUUGGUACCAAAAGUCCAGGGAACAAUGGGUCAAAUUUGGAGAUAGAAACAACUCUUUUUUCCAUGCUCAAACUAUCAUUAGAAGAAAGAGAAACAUAAUUCAUAGGCUCCAACUUCCAAAUGGUAUUACCACUUCAGAUAGCACUAUCCUACAAAAAGAAGCCCAAAAAUACUUCAAAAAUUUCUUUUGCGGUAACUAG